AAUCUCAAUCUCACAAUUAAUCUCUAGUUGAUUUGUUACCUUCAAUCCGGCCACCAUGAAUGACCUAUUAUCUACAUUUGGUAGCCCUCGAAGAUGCAGUUACAGUGGUGGAGAUAUUGAAGCAGGAAAACUAUCUGCAGAGAUAGAGUUGGAUGAAUUUUUUAAAAAGGUUCAACAUAUCGAGGGAGAAUUAGAAAAACUCCGUAGACUUCUAAAGAAACUACAGGAUGCUCAUGAAGAAUCAAAAACCGUAACCAGGGCUGCUUCCAUGAAAGCAAUCAAGCAACGAAUGGAGAAUGAUGUGAAUGAAGUUGGGAUGACUGCACGUCUUGUUAAAGCAAAAAUCCAGGAACUUGAAAAGGAGAAUGUGGCAAACAGACAAAAAGCUGGAUGCGGACCAGGAACUGGAGUAGACAGAUCAAGAACAGCAACUACACUUGCCCUGAAAAAUAAGUUCAAAGAUAAGGUGACUGAAUUUCAGAAUCUGAGAGAAAGUAUACAGCAGGAGCAUCGGCAAGUUGUUGAGAGACGGGUAUUUACAGUGACGGGAACCAGAGCUGAUGAAGAGACCAUUGAUCGACUAAUAAAGACAGGGGAUAGCGAACAAAUUUUCCAAAAAGCUAUCCAGGAACAAGGACGGGGCCAGGUGGUCGACACACUAGCAGAGAUCCAAGAACGUCAUGAUGCAGUAAUAGAGCUAGAAAGAAAACUUCUUGAAUUGCAACAGAUAUUUCAAGAUCUGGCUAUCUUAGCAGAUGCUCAAGGGGAAAUGCUAGACAACAUAGAAAAACAUGUGUCGACUGCAGUAGAUCAUGUGCAAAACGGGAACAAAGCCCUUCAGAAAACAAAAAAGUUACAGAAGAACACGAGGAAAUGGACAUGCAUAGGUAUUGCAAUUUUGCUCUUUAUAAUCACCGCUGUUCUUGUUGCUGUCCUCAAGCCGUGGCAAAAUAACAAAGGUGCUUAGACCUUUACCAAUCCAA
This is a messenger RNA of Erigeron canadensis, 983 nucleotides long. RefSeq names its product syntaxin-132-like. The record is from RefSeq and is a predicted model, not a curated record. The transcript is spliced from 13 exons. Gene Ontology annotation, cellular component: SNARE complex; endomembrane system; plasma membrane. Bases 56 to 967 code for a protein of 303 amino acids. NCBI's taxonomy places the organism in Eukaryota, Viridiplantae, Streptophyta, Magnoliopsida, Asterales, Asteraceae. Gene Ontology annotation, molecular function: SNARE binding; SNAP receptor activity. Gene Ontology annotation, biological process: vesicle fusion; exocytosis; intracellular protein transport.